Molecule: messenger RNA, 1224 nt
Organism: Mollisia scopiformis
Lineage: Eukaryota; Fungi; Ascomycota; Leotiomycetes; Helotiales; Mollisiaceae
Product: S-adenosyl-L-methionine-dependent methyltransferase
Exons: 1
Coding region: 157-1110 (317 amino acids)
Molecular function (GO): S-adenosylmethionine-dependent methyltransferase activity
Source: RefSeq, a predicted model, not a curated record
CUGCAACUCCCGUUUGCGAAGCAGCGCAAGUCAAAGACAACACCACAUAACGCCCAUAACCUUUGAUUUUAUCACUCAUCUUCUUCCGCAAUCGGAUUCAACGUUUAGGUUCAUCGCAUAGAAGACUACAAUUGCCGUACGCAAGGUGCCAUCGCCAUGUCGAGCCCCGCACCAGCUUCGGUGCCUGUUGCCGAGAAAACCUUCAACUCCUAUACUCCAAAACAAGGAGAAGCAUACGCCCAAGCCCGCGGCAGCUACAAUCCAAGCCUCUUCAAAGCCAUCAUCGAGCACCACACCUCUACCGGCGGCAAGCUCAACACUCUCCUCGACGUCGGCUGUGGUCCCGGCACAGCAGUUCGAGCACUCGCACCUCAUUUCGUCCAAGCCAUCGGCAUCGACCCCUCAGGAGGCAUGAUAUCUACUGCUCGUUCCCUUGGCGGCACCGCAUCUGAACCCACCCCUAUCCGAUUCGAAACCGCUACGGCCGAAGAUCUCGGAACGAAGCUAUCGCCCCCACUCGAGGAAGAGAGUAUUGACCUCAUCACGGCCGCCACGGCAGCUCACUGGUUCAACAUGGAUGAGUUCUGGCCUCAAACUGCCCGACUUCUGAAGCCUGGCGGUACAGUCGCCAUCUGGUCUGCUGGCGAUGCUAAAAUGCACUCAUCGAUGCCCGCCGCAGAGAUUCUCCAGCCUGUGUUGGAAGACAUCUGGAUCCGUGAGUUGAAACCUUUUCAGACACGUGGGAAUGAGAUCGCACGAGAAUUAUAUGUAGAUCUUCCUCUACCGUGGACGAUCUCCUCUCCUGUCGCGGAAUUCGACGAGAGUACUUUCUACCGGAAGGUGUGGGAUCCUGAGACUGACGAAGAGUUUCUCUGGAGAACUAACACGACGACUGGUCUGGAUACUUGGGAGAAAAUGAUGAGUACGAUUAGUCCGGUGACGAGGUGGAGAGAGGCCCAUCCAGACAAGGUUGGGACUGAUGGGGAUGUUGUUAAACUUUUCAGGAAGGAGAUCGAGAAGUUCCAGCGUGAAGCGGGUGUGGAAGAGGGAAAGGAAUGGGUCAAAUCGAGUUUGAGAGGGGUAUUGUUGAUGGUGAAGAAAAAGGCAUAACAAUUGUCUGUCAGAAAGUUAGAUAUGAUAACGAAAGAGAUUUUCCGGAUAUGUUGUGUUCGGCCAAUAGUCAUUGCUUUUCUUAGGUUCUAAUCAGACAUUAUUUCAACAAGC